Vicugna pacos (alpaca) is the source of this 4989-nucleotide messenger RNA. The record is from RefSeq and is a predicted model, not a curated record. Lineage: Eukaryota; Metazoa; Chordata; Mammalia; Artiodactyla; Camelidae.
UUGGGCUGUCUGUCGGACGAGAGUGUGCAGAGACUGUCGAAACCGCUAGCACCCCCUCCCCUGGCACCCCCCUCAGUGCUCCGCCUUUGUGCGGCGUUGAGGGCACAGUCACCGUUGGGUUCUCGCGGCCGGUGAGGUGCGGGGGCGGGGCCUCGGCGGCUGCUUCGCGGGGCGCAGGGAAGUCACGCCCUCCCGGCCCCGGCCCGGCGCACGCGUCCCACGACGUCAGCCGCCCGCGCGAGCCGGGUCCCUGGGUGUGCGGGCGGUGCAGUGCGCAUGCUCCGACUGGGUCGCCUCAGGCGACGGCGGCUGAGGGAGGGGUAGGGCCCCUUUUCUCGGGGGCGUCCCUGCUGUCUGGCUCUGCACUUCCGCUGCCGUCCCCUUGACCCCCGGGGGCCUAUUACUCUCCUCCCUGGGACCGACGGUGGGCGGUAGCUCGCUGAGCGGUGGGUCCCUCUACCCCGCUCCCCUCCCUCAGCCCGGUCGCCCCGCCCCCGCGGGGCUGGGCGGCAAGGUCAGGGGCCGAGCGGAGCGGGUAUGGAAGAAGAUGAGUUCUUUGGAGAAAAAACAUUCCAGCAUGAUUGUGCAGAAUUCAUUAAACAUUCACAGCAGAUAGGAGAUGGUUGGGAAUGGAGAACUUCAAAGGACUCUUCUGAUGGCUACAUGUGCAAAACACAUUUGCAAAUUAAAAGUGGGACUACAGUGUCACAUCCAGGAACAUCUGCCCUUGUACAGACAUGUCUUCCGAUGGAGGAGGCUUUAGAGCUACCUCUGGAUGAUUCUGAGGUGACCGAGACUGCCACGGCAACCGAAGUGAUUAAAUAUGAGUAUCAUGUCUUGUAUUCCUGUAGCUACCAAGUGCCUGUGCUUUACUUUAGGGCAAGCUUUUUAGAUGGAAGACCUUUAGCUCUGAAGGACGUAUGGGAAGGCGUCCAUGAGUGCUAUAGGACGCGGCUGCUGCAGGGACCAUGGGACACGAUUACUCAGCAGGAGCAUCCGAUACUUGGACAACCCUUUUUUGUACUUCAUCCUUGCAAGACAAAUGAAUUCAUGACUCCUGUGGUAAAGAAUUCUCGAAAAAUCAAUAGGAACGUCAACUACAUCACAUCAUGGCUGAGCAUCGUAGGGCCAGCUGUUGGGCUGAAUGUGCCUCUUAGUUAUGCCAGAGCAGCCUCUCAGGAUGAAUGAAAUGUCAGUGGACAAGGAGAAACUCCUUAGCAUCAGAGUUGCCAUUUGAAAGCUUCAGGUCCUCUGGGAAGCAAUGAUGACGUUCAUCACAUCUGGCUCGAGUUCUAAGUGCUGUAUGUGAGUAGCUCCAUCAUUUUGAAGAUACACACCACAUACUAAAGUCUGAAUGCGGUGGCGACUGUGUGUGUGUGUGCAUAUUUGGAAAUAUGGGUUGUCACUCUUAGGUCCCUUCAAAUGUGUCACUCUAAAAAUGAUUUUCCCCAUGAGACAACUUACACUUAAAAACAUUCAGUUGUUGUAUGUUUUAAUACUUUGCUCUAAAACUCCUGUGGUGACAUUACCAUGACAAUAAGCUUUAAAAAUCCACUUCUUUUCCUCACACACUAAUAAACAUGCCAUAACUUUUCCAAAUAAUACAGAUAGAAAUUGUGCUAGAAAUUAGAAAUGCUUAGUACAACCUAUGAAGGCAAUCUCCCAACUACAAUAUCGUAAGAAAUGUAAGUUAAUACUUGGAUGAUCCAUUUAAACAGAUUUUAUAGGUUAAAAUAAAGAUUAUACAAGUAGCUAUUAGUGAAAAUUGUGGUGUAAUACGGUAAUUUAUGAUCUUGGUCUCCUUUCUCAACUUUGUGUAAAACCAAUAAAGAAAUGUUAGCUACUCUGUCGACCUUGAAACAGACUCCAGGAAUGUUAUCUGCAGCAUGAUCAUUAUAACCAAAUCCUGCCACCAGACAUUUACCUGGAAUGAAACAUAGAAAAUACAUAUAUACAAAGAUACACAUUCAAAUUUGCAUAGCUGUCAAAUUAGAACCAUGUCUCUCAGCUCUAUCAAAAAAUAAAAGGGAAAAAAACCAUAAAUAUAUGAAGCAUUGUGUAUUUUCCUAAUAUAGUUUAAAGUUUUUUGCAGAACAUCACUAACUUGUAUGUUUCAACAUUUCCAUAUAAACAUACAGAAAAUUUACUAAUCAUGUUAUACCUUCCCUUCAAAAAGUGCAAAACAAAAACUUAUUAAAUACCCAGCAUAAAUUUACACCAUAUCAGGCUAAGUAGCUGCCUGUAAGGCAGUGUUUGCUAUGUUGCUCUGAGGUGGAUCUCCUACAGGAACGGUUUAAUUUAGAGGAUGGACUCCUUCUGGUUUCAGCUGUGUUGAUUACUUGGGGAAAUUAUUUGAAAAAUACUGAAGAGCUACCUUUUUUGGGCUUCUGGUUUAUAAAAUGAGGUGGCUGGAAAAGAGCAGGAGUAUCCCCAUCAAUGGGAUGGCUACAUAAAGACUGCCUUAGAGCUCAUGGAAAAGACAGAUUUCUCCCAGAAAUACCACAAAGAUGGCUUCCCAGAAGAUCAGGAGUACUUGUAUAAUCUAACAAAUGCCUUAGGGAUUCUGAUGUUCUCGAUUUGGGAACCACAGGACUAAAUGAUCUCCAGAUUCUUUCUGCACUAACAAUUUCUGAUCUGUUUGGGGUUUGCUAGGCAAAUACAAGAUGUAACACAAAUUAAUUACUCAUUCACAAUUUUUUAAACCUUUUAAUCAACAAGUAAUUUAAGACUCACAAGAAAUUGCAAAAACUAUCAUUUGUAUACUUCACCCAACCUUGCCUUAAUGAUAACAUAUUUGAUAACCAGAGUAUAUUCUCAAAACCAGUCAAUUGACAUUUAUAACACUAUUAACUAAACUACAGAUUUACUUGUAUUUCAAUUUUUAUGCUCUUUUUGGUAUACAGCACUUUGAAAUUCCAUCACAAGUAUUGAUUUGUGUAAACGUUACCACAAUCAGGACAGAACUGCUCAACACCACAAAGACACCCCCUGGUGCUACCCUUUUGUAGUUCGACUACCAUCCUUCGUCCAUAGCAACUACCCAUCUCUUCUCCGUUGCUGUAAUUUUUUUCAAGAAUUUUAUAUAAAUAAAAUGUUACAGGACCUAUGUAACCUUUUCAGUUUGUCUUUUUGUGCUUAGCAUACCACUAAGAAACAUCAAAGUUGUUGCUUGCAACAAGUGUCUUUUAUGACUGAGUAGCAUUUCACUUACGGAUGUAACCACAGUUUACCUGUUUGCCCACUGAAAGACAUUUAGGUUGCUUCUAGUUCUUGACUAUCAUAAAUAAAGUUGCCAUGAACACGUGUGUACAGGAUUUUGUGUGGGCAGACAUUUCAUUUUGGUAUGAUAACUACCCAGGAGUGCAAUUGCUGGAUCUUAAGUAUAUGUUAACUCUCUAAGGAACUGUCAAACUUUGCCAGAGUGACUGUACCAUUUCUUAGUCCCACCAACAAUCUAGUUGCUCCAGUCUCACCAGUGCUUGAUAUUGUCAGUAUUUUAAAUUUUAGUCGUUAGGUAGGUGUAUACUGGUAUCAUCUCCUUAUGAUUUUAACUUACAUUUUUCUAAUGGCUAAUGAUGUUAAUCAUCUUUUCAUGUGCUUGUCAUCUCUUCAGUGAAGUAUUUAUUCAUUCGCCCAUUUUGUAAUAGGAUUGUUUUCUUAGUUUUGAGAUUAGGGAGUUCUUCAUAUAUUUUGGAUACAGGUCUUUUAUUGGAUAUAUAAUUUGCAAAUAUUUUCUCCCAGUCUGUAGUCUGUUUUUUCAUCUUCUUGACAAGAUAUCUCACAGAGCAAAAGAUUUUUAUUUUAAGUCCACUUUAUCCUUUGUGUGUGUGUGGAAUGUGCUUUUAAGUGUGAUGUCUUAGAAUUCUUCACCUGACCCUGCCAUGAAGCUGUUGUUUUCUUCUAGUUUUUACAGCUUUACUUUUUAUAUUCAGAUAUAUUAUCCAUUGAGUUAGUUUUUGUAUAAUGUGUGAAAUUUAGAUUGAAGUCCAUUUUUUUGCAAAUGGAAGUCCACACAAUUUAUUGAAAAAACUGUCUUCCGUUGAACUGCUUUUGUAUGUCAAGUCAGUUGGCCAUACCUGUAUAUUUAUGGAGUCUAUUUUCCUAUUUUAUUGAUCUGUGUCUGUCCCUCCAAUACACCAUUUUGUUUACUGUAGCUACAAAUUAUCUUACAACCAGUUUGUGAUUCCUCUACCUUUAUUCUUCAUUUUCAGUAUUGUACUGGCUAUUCUAGUCCUUUUGCCUUUCCGUAAUUUUAGAAUUAACUUUUCUACUUCUACCAAAAAGAGCUGCUGGGAAUUUGCUUAAAUUUUGCAGCCAUGGUGAGUGCCUCAUUUUUUCUUCCUCUAUAGCAGCGCCAGGCAGAACUUUGAGAUGGAUCCAAAAAUGAAGGGGCUCUGGUCACAAAGUGUGAGGGAGUAGGGGUUGGGAUGGUGGGAAGGCUGAGGGAACUUAAAUCAGGCUUGAACACUUUUGGGUCUGAGGCGUCUGUGGUAGAUUUAUGGGUCAGUCAGUUGUCACAGGACGGGGGCAUCCUGGGUGUACCAAGGAGACAAGUGCAAGCCAGCCUUCAUCGCAGGAUGCCUUAACUCCUUACAGGAAAGUUCAUCCUUCGCAGCAGGAGUUAGACAUGCCCAGAAUGGAUGUGGUCUCUGGCCCUCCUCCCUCGUGCACACCCUGUAGGUCCACCCCACCCACUGGCAGUUUCCUGUCCCUGCUUUUAAUCCUCAGGCCGCUGCCCUCCCCAUGUCUGAGCCUGGGGUGAAACCACAUAUCCCCAUGCAGCCUCUUCUGGUGGGUCAGGUGGAGGGUCAGUUAUGACCAUCUGGAAGCAUCUGGUCAGCCUUUGGAAAUGGCUUAAUCAGUAACUCCAACUACAAGCACCAGGAAGCGUUGGGAUGGAAAGACAAACUAUGUCUAAUUACCACAUACAAAUGUACCUAGUUAACAUGUGUAUCUUAAUGUCAAAUAUAUUUCAAUUAAAAAAAAAGA